Messenger RNA from Ricinus communis (castor bean), 815 nucleotides. RefSeq names its product INO80 complex subunit C. The transcript has 4 exons. The record is from RefSeq and is a predicted model, not a curated record. Gene Ontology annotation, biological process: chromatin remodeling. Gene Ontology annotation, cellular component: Ino80 complex. NCBI's taxonomy places the organism in Eukaryota, Viridiplantae, Streptophyta, Magnoliopsida, Malpighiales, Euphorbiaceae. Bases 165 to 539 code for a protein of 124 amino acids.
ACGACAACGUUUCAAAAGAAACACUAAAAACAAACAAACCCCUCUGCAUAUUGUCUCUCUCCUUUACCAUUGCCAAGACCUAAUCCCCAAAAUUAUUCCUUUUAACCCCAGGUUCUUAAAUUUCAGGAGGAGAAUUCAAAUAGUUAGCAUCAAACUGAAAGAAGAUGGAAGCAGAGGUGAUAAAAGCAGAGCUAGUGUUGCCAACCCAUUUGAGCUUUAAGAAGAUACAAAUGUAUGAGAAGUACCCGAAAGGCCAAGCAAGAGGACGCCACUGGAAGCACCUCAAGCAGAUUCUUCAGGCUGAGAAUUAUCAGAACUACCCUCCUGAUGAACCCAAUUAUGUUAAUAUUGAGUCCCCACCCUCCAUGCAUCCAUGCAAGAGAAUCUGUGAUAUAACUGGAUUUGAGGCACCUUACUCUGACCCAAGGACUAACUUGCGUUAUGCUAGUGCUGAUGUCUUCAAGCUUGUUAGAUCACUUCCAAAUGAUUAUGUGCAGAGAUAUCUUGCACUGAGAAAUGCAGCAGUUGUUCUGAAGUGAAGUAUUUGCAUGAAAAAAGGUGGCUUUUAUCUGCUUCUGCUUCUAUAGAAUCUUUAGUACAUAGGUGAUAAAUAUGAGAAUAGGUUUGAGAAAAAAGAUGCCAUAUAGAGAGAUGAUUCAAAAGAGUUGGAUGGAAUAAGUGAACUUUGUUAGUUAUUCCUCUUGAUGACUUUGCUUCUCUUUUUUGGAAUUGAUUUUGUAGGAAAACAGUAGUCUUAUGCCUUGUGUUGAUCGAGUCUAAUGAUGCAAGAAGCAAUUACUUGCUUUGUUCUUUGA